CAUAUGCUUGACCGGUUUGAGAAGACCAAUGAGAUGCUAAUCAACUUCAAUGGGCUGUCCAAUGUGCGCUUACAACAGAUGAAUGAACACUUUCUAAUGCACACCCGUACAUUAAUAGAGAUGAAGAAAGACUUGGACAGCAUCUUCAGACGAAUAAGGACUUUAAAAGGCAAAGUUGCGAAACAAUAUCCAGAGGCCUUUAGCAACGUCAGUGAAUGUUCCAACCUGGAGGAUGAUGAUGAUGAGUUUGACCCCAUCCCUCCCAGUGUGGCCACCACCAUCACUACCACUGCAACGUCCGAACAGAGCACAGAGUCAUGUGACACAAGCCCUGAUGUGAUCUCACCCACCAUUAGCUGCUGUUCUGAAGACCCCUCUCAAGAGAACACCGGCACACCAACCUCUGACAGUCACGAACCGGCAGUGUUACGGGACGAGGGUCCGGAUUCAGCUGACAUUUAAAUUUAUAAUAUGAUGUUUACUACAGCCAGAUGCCACUUCAACCAUGCAAGUCUACAGCUUAACGUGUACUAUGUGAAAUUGUGCUACUAAUUUUGUGUUAUUUUCAGUUUUCUUUUACAACUUCACACGUAUUUAAAUGACUGCUGUGGUAAUGGACUAGAAAACUAAUGCAAACUAUUUUUUUGCAGAUAAAUUCCAAAGAUGAUUAUGAUACAAUUAAAUACAGACAUGUGUACCUGGUGUUGUGUAAUAUUUCUUGUUAAAACCGCAUUAGUUAUUAUUUAGUAUUAUUUUUUGAAAUGUAUGUCGUGAAUAAAGCUUUGUCACAGUA
Ctenopharyngodon idella (grass carp) is the source of this 793-nucleotide messenger RNA. RefSeq names its product KxDL motif containing 1 (gene kxd1). Lineage: Eukaryota; Metazoa; Chordata; Actinopteri; Cypriniformes; Xenocyprididae. Gene Ontology annotation, cellular component: BORC complex. Gene Ontology annotation, biological process: lysosome localization. The transcript is spliced from 4 exons. Bases 4 to 462 code for a protein of 152 amino acids. The record is from RefSeq and is a predicted model, not a curated record.